GACGUGCCGCUCGUGCCUCGCGAUCGCUGGAUUUACACGCAACUCGCUUCCACCCCUUCCACCCUCGCCAUCAUACUGUCAUCCCCGUUCAUUAUCGGUAUCCAAUUUGUCAUCAGUUCGGCAUCGAUCGAGAAAAAUUAUCGAUCUUUUUGGUUUUACAUUUUCGACAGUGAAUCUCGCGAAUCGAAUUACGAACCCUAUCAAACGACGAUUUCGAAUUUGUCGAAAACGGCGCGCGUGUAUUUUUAUUUGCGUGUAUAUGUCGAUCGUGCGCGCAUUUUGGGGAUGCAACAGUGCGUCGAGAAAGUGCUCCGAUCAAUCUGUUAAAAUGUGGAUCGCGCGAUCGCGAGCGCAAACGAAGGACGAUUGACGAUGCAGUGACUUACUUGCUGGGGUUUCUUGCUCGAGCGAACGUUUGUGAUCUUCAGCGAUCAAUGGUGAUCUUGGAAUCAAAGUGACGUAAGGGAGUGCAGUUGAAGUUGUGCCAAAUAAUCGUAGAAUGAGAAACGCGUCUCCAUACGAAGGAUUAAUGACGCUUGCGGUUAAUAAGGCGCAACAAUAAUUGCAACAAUUUCGGCAGCAUUUUGGCAUAAUAAUUACAUAAAUUAUUGGCAUGAUUCACCACUGAUUUGCAUAAUAAUAACUCUUAAUACAACGACACUCGCGGUGUGAUGAUGGAAUAAAUGGAAUGUGGGCGCGGGUGCGCGUUUAUUCUCGGGACCACUUUUCACGAUAAGCGCCACGUCCUCGACGAAGAGCGAUCUAUUGUGAGGUUCGUGGUACCAGCUGCGGCGGAUCCGUGGACCAGAAGUGACUGCACUGCGUGCGUGUCAUCGUCAUUGCGGUAAACGGCGCGCAAAAGUGCGCGUGGAACGGCUUGUAUUACGAACGGCCCGGAUUCGUUUUGACUUGAAUUCGACUCGAAGAGGAUCACAGUGCAUUUCCCAGCGGCGAUUUGGAUGCGUGUCUACACGGUGCAGAAACGCGAUCCCGUCCUCCAGCCAACUCGCCGCGUCCGAAAAGUGUAGUUCCGAGAUCCCUGUUCCGAAAGGGAUGCAUGUCUGAGGAAAGGAGAGAGCCACGAGUAUUUUGUAAUCAUCAUGAAGGCAUUCUGGAUCGUGCUUCUAAUUAUCUUACUCGAGAUACACAUAUACAUCACAGUAAGCCAGGCGAAGCAUCAGCAGAACUCAAGUGCCAAUAAUGCAAUCGCCUCAUUGAAUGCCCCGGAGGGUAAAAAUGAAGAUGUUCUUGAAGGACCAAUUGGAGAGGUGCUUGCUCAAAGUGGUACCACGGCAGUUCUACCGUGCAAAAUUACCGAUCCUGGAGCUGGAACGAUCACGUGGGUGAGACGGAGGGACAGACAAUUGUUAACUGUCGGUACUAGCACACACUCCAUUGACAAGAGAUUUGUCGUCAGACACUCGAGCACCGACUGGCAACUCACAAUACGUACCGUAACGGUAGACGAUGCCGGCAUCUAUGAAUGUCAGGUGACGUCGCAUCCGGUACAGCGAAACUUCGCCCGUCUCAAGAUUACGGAGGCGUACUCGAUAAUACCAGGUGCACCUGAUCUGCACGUGAAGCAAGGUUCGAACCUCCGUUUGGAAUGCCAACUUAUGGCGGCCACGGAAAAGCCCCUUUAUGUCUUCUGGUAUCGUCAGGGUCGUAUGAUAAAUUACGACGAGGAGCCUGGCGUUGAUGUCAAGCUCACGUCAAGCGGCUCUAUUUUGACGGUGAACAAAACGAAACUUACGCACGAAGGAAACUACACGUGCGUACCUAGCAACGCCAAAGCGGCGUUUGUCAUGGUUCACGUGAUCGAAGAGGAGGAGAAGCCAGCGGCAAUGCACGGGGGCGACAGAAGGAACCUCAGCCCGGCAAUUUUGGCGAGCAACUUUCUCGUGUCCCUCCUGGCGGCCGUCAGCUGGAGGAUACCGAGUUUCACGAGCCUUUACCCGACGUGAAUUACCGCCGUCCCGGCGGCAUUCUUCGGCCCGCGUGUCCUCCGCGACCUGACGGCAGGCCCGGUGAGGAAACGAGUUCUCGAAGUCGUUGUUCUACUGCCUGGUGUCGGCACGAGUCCCGCUCACUUCUAACCUAGGAAGAAACUCCGGUGUGUGCCGAGAAUGAUUGUGCGCGUGAUACCACGAACUUGGUUUACCUUACGUGUGUCUCUUUUACGUAUACUAUAGAUAGACGCUAUUCGGGGUUGACAGCCGCGUGUGUUCGGUGCCCGAUGGUGUCUUGUAGCUCAAGGACAGAAAGUCACUGGCGAGUCCGUUUGUCUCGGUAUGGUGCACCCUUGUAAAGCUCUUCGCACCUUAUCUUCCAUUUGGGCCCGUUCUCGCGCGAGUGCCGCGUAAAUGUGUUUGCCGGGACGACUGUACUUCGUUUUUGAAUUGAGCUAGCGAUUUUACUGUAGGAGAUACGUUUUACUCUUAAAUUUUCGCGUAAUUCUACGUGUCUCGUUGCGCGCGAAGUUACAAUCCAACUUCUUCUGUCCACGAUAAAAAUGAGGAACAAGAUUUCAACGUGUAAAUACGACCGCAAUUUCUCUUGCUGCACUUAGAGAUUUUGUUGUGAUGAUAAAUCGUACAAAACAAUGAUACUUCAAAAAAGUUCUGAGUAAACUGUAAAAAAUCAAUAAUUUUCAUUAAUAUAUCCGGAAAUAAUAAAUUACAUCUAACCAUGUGGACAGAGUAAUAAUGCUACGAUAAAUUUCAUGAUGAAUUUAUCGUAAAUAUAUACAUGUUUCUAUUUCAGAAAUAUGUAUUAUU
Molecule: messenger RNA, 2777 nt
Organism: Trachymyrmex cornetzi
Lineage: Eukaryota; Metazoa; Arthropoda; Insecta; Hymenoptera; Formicidae
Product: limbic system-associated membrane protein
Exons: 6
Coding region: 1101-1964 (287 amino acids)
Biological process (GO): synapse organization
Cellular component (GO): neuron projection membrane
Source: RefSeq, a predicted model, not a curated record